Messenger RNA from Hylaeus anthracinus, 6491 nucleotides. RefSeq lists its product as uncharacterized. Gene Ontology annotation, molecular function: sodium channel regulator activity. Gene Ontology annotation, biological process: regulation of sodium ion transport. The record is from RefSeq and is a predicted model, not a curated record. The transcript has 7 exons. NCBI's taxonomy places the organism in Eukaryota, Metazoa, Arthropoda, Insecta, Hymenoptera, Colletidae. Bases 448 to 1833 code for a protein of 461 amino acids.
CCGGCUUGGCAGUCUCAUUUGAGCGAACGUGAUAAAAAGCAACAAUGCGACGUCGAUUUAUCUUCAAGAUACAACGGAGUUUGACCGACUUCUUUAAAUAAGAAAAAGUGAUAUUCAAACGGCGACUGUCCUCGAUCGAAGAUAGCAGAGACAUUUAGCAGAGUUGUGGGUAGUCCUGAAGAAAGAAUCGACUUCUACCUUGCACGUGAAAUAAACAAUUGCACCGUAUACAGCGUGCUGUUACGAACUUCAAAUAAGAGGAAUCGAUGAUAACUGGAAUUUCUUCUUUAUGAAAACAAUUCGGGUCGAGUGGUUCGAAAUGGCGCAGCGUUUGAAGUGAAUUCACGCCUCGCGAAGAACCACUUGGAUUAAUCAGUUUUAAGAUUACCGCUGAAGUACGCUUCACGGGAAAAGAAGGGCAACAAGUGAUUCGAUCGGAUACUCGCGAUGGGCCGGAAGCACAAACGCCGUCUGAUACCGGAACAGGAUCGCAGGAUAUGCGGCAGUAUCUGCUUCUGUCAGUUUACAAUUGUCAUCAGCUGCGUAGCGCUUGUUUAUCUGAGCGUGGCAAUCUACAUGCCGUCCCACAGAGCCUUUCACGCUGGGAUCGAUCCGGAUCCAGUCAUGUGCCAAACCAUUAACACCACCUUAGCUAAUAAUUGCGGCUGGGCGAGUUGCGGGGAGUGGUGCUUAACAAGGACCACCGGAUUUUGCCCUCAGAUACACGCAACCGUGAGGAGGAAUGGAACAGACAUCGUUUUCGAGAACUGUACGAAAUUCAACAGUAUAGCCUGUCCACAGGUGAACAUAGCUUCCUUGAAAAAAUACAACUGCAACAACGGCAGCGAGUGCAGCGUACUUUCUGGAGUAUUCGACUGCAAUCUCGGCCACUGUGCCAACAUAAGUGAGCUGAUGCUGUGCCAUCACAAGGCAGACGGCAUUGUCGUCGACAGCGAGAAAGACAACGUUAAGCUGAACGGAUACUUCAGCUGCCAGAGCUCCAGAUGCACGAAGAUCAAGUACGCGUUCAGAUGCGAUCGCUAUUGCCCGAAGAUCAGCACGUCCGACGUGAACGUGUUUCUCAUGCAAGACGACAACAUCAUCACUGCGAAAUGUACUCGCGGCCUAGCCCUGAAUACGGCACAUGGGAAUUUACCUGGCACAAGGCUGGCCACGCCUCUGAAAAUUUGGGACGACCGAAAUGGAAGCAUCGUCGCCAGCUGUAUCGCUGUCACCAAAGACAAAAAAAUCGUGAGGACGGAGGAUUGCGUCAACGGUACCUUGUUAAAGGAAAUCCCGGUGCCCCAGCCGUACAUCAACUUUACGAGCUUUCUGACUAUAUAUGAGAAGAGCUUGCAGAAUCCUCUGGAUCCAACCGACGCCUACGUGCCAGCGCAGCGAUCGCUCACGAUCUACAAUAAUUCGCGUCUUUAUAUAAACCUGGAAGGUUGUGUCAACACACUUAAAGGGGAAUGUAAAGAGUUUCUUGCCACUCACGGACGGGAUGGCGUGAAUCAAACGGCCCAGAGUCGAUAUCCCUGCUACUACAACAAGAACAACUCGUUCAUGGUGGUGGCGCGUUUCGACCUGAAGAAGACGCGAACGGAGCUGCUGAUCGCCAUAAUCGUGCCCACGGGGCUGUUCGUCAUCAGUCUGACGACGCUGGUGAUCAUAACGCGGUCGGUGCAAGUGGGCGACGACGCCAAGAUGCGGUGCAGAUACUGCGUGGACAAGCAGGAAGUCGAAGGCGAGGACGAAGGAUUGGUGGAGGCGACACCCUCCUCAUCUCAGGGUCAGAUGAAUGAGAACGAGAUCAAAAGUAUGGCGCUUUAGCAGUUUAAGCCGCCUGGGACGAGCACCGCUCUACGAUACGAGAGGGUGCCAUUGAUCGACACCGACGAGGCUGAGGACUCGUUUUAACGGGGACGUCGAGCGUCGUUCCGUCGCGAUUAAAAUUACAGUGGAUUUGAUCGAUGCUCGAGCGAACGUUCCCGCGAACUUUACAUGCGUUGUGUGCUUCAUGCGACCGGGGGCACGCUUUGUGGAAUCGAUGGCGAACGCGUACAAUGUUACGUGUACGGAGGUAAACGUCGACCGGCGCGGUGGGAAUUAAUCGUGUUUUAUAAAAGAACGUCUUUGUACUGGUGAAAACAGUGCGGACGUGUGUGCUUUUUAGCUCGACUGUCCCGGAAGAUAAUGCAUUUCAGACACGAGUCGAACCGUCUGUGCGACCGCUUCGGCUGCAUUGCUAUGUCUACGGUGGCAACUGUAUGCUUUCUUGGAUAUGAUCGUCGGCUCCAUUUAUUGGCACACUUUUACGACAUAGUAAACUGGAAAUUACGGUGUAGCUAACUGGGAAUAUUAUGUUAAUUUUUGCAGAAAGUAAUUGCAAAUAUUCGCCUUAGGACCACUACUGUCAAGUUCAACUUCUUGGGUGACUUGAGACCUUUGAAUGUUAACUUUAUCAGGUUUAAGUUAAAUGCAUUUAAAAAGAAGAUAAUUUGUACAAAAUAGUAACACAUUAUGGUUCAUGAUAGAUACACACGAAGGAAAAUAAAAAAUGCAGUAGAACGACUACUUAAUUAAAAUAAUUAAUUAUUAUUCCAAACUAACGAACAAAAUAAUAUUCUAUACAUGAUUGAGUAAGUCAAGAUCUCAAAAGUCAUCCUAGGGUUCAAUAUCAAGGGAUGAAUUAAAAGAGACAUUCUAAAAAGACUGAUUUUUCAGUGAACGUAAUGCUUUUUAUCAGUCUUAAACGAAAUAUUAUUUAUUUUCGUUAGACUUACAAGGUUCAAGCUUUUGAAUUCCAUUCGUUAAGCUGCACUUUCAAGAGGAGCGCACAAAAACUGUGCGUGAAUGUAAAAUUCCCUGCUUUGAACAUUAAUCGUUGCAGAAAUCACUAUGUAUGAUAAAUGGAACCAGCAGAAACGUUUGGUUAGGCACAAAUACUGUUAACAAGUGCUAAGUGUCGAGUUGUUAGAGAUACGCUGAAUAGGAUGAAAUUUUAAAUGGAUCUUAGGUCGUCUUCCCAAAUGAAAAUAAUAUGAAAGUACGGCAAAAAACGAAACGUUUAAAAAUUACCCAUAUUAGGGGCCAAAGUAAUUACGUGAUUGUCUCAACGUUUGUAUACACUCUGUGUACACUUUGCAUUAUCACAGAUGCCUUGAACAUUUUCUGACUAUUUCGUACAAUAAAUUUGACAAAAUAACAUUUAAUGUUUAUACCAAACUAAUCUCAAAAGAAUCUUUAGAUCAUAACACGAUUUAUUUUCUACGAGUCUCUAUUUGUAAAGAUAAUUCUCACUUUGCCUCGAGAGGAGAAUAUUUUUAAAUCUAAGACGAAAACUUACAUUUACAAGUCGACUUACUUUUAGCAAUCAGUCUUGAAAGAAACGUAAGUCAACAAAGCAGAGAUCGAAAAAUGAUUGUCUUUUAUUCUUUUUAUUUCUGUUGAAACUUGAAACGUAUACUUCUGUUUUUUUUUUAGAAAAAUGUAUUUAUCUUCGAAAUUAUUUGAAAAAUUAUACUUGUUAAACAGGUAUCAUCACUCAUGAUAUAAGUUUCAUAAAACAAAUAAAACUUUGUAUCUACUUUGUAUCUAAUAGUUUCAUUAAAUAAUAUAUCAUCACAUUGUACACAAUAUAGAAACAAAGAGUAAAUAGAAGUCGCAAAGUGAAAAUGUAAAAGUGACUGAGAGUUCUUCGGUAUCGAUCAUGAGAAAACACGCGAAUUUUUUUAUAUUUAUUUCUCAUGAAUUUUAUUCAACCUGGAGCUUUCAAUUCCAUCAACUUUCAUUUGCCUGCUCUCAUCAGAACUCGUAACACGAGAACUUAUUUCAUAGAAGUUACGUUUGCACUGUUUUAACAGAACUUAUAGCAGAAUCUUCACAUUUCGACCUCUGCAAAGAAGACGAAGUUCUAAUAAAGUUGAUUGGAAAACUGUUUCACAGACUCGCGAUGCUGCAAGUUCAUACCAUUAAAAGAUGAUCCCACGCGUAGUACUUUUUAGGUCUAUCGAUAUCCCCAAGAACAAGAAACUGGGACAAAAAAUGGCAACCGGAUUCGCGCGAAAUCAAAACGCAUUCACUCGGCUAGUCGUUAAAAAAUUCAUUGUCUCUACUUGUGCGCGAUAAAUUCAAAGCACGAACAAAAGGUUACCGCGAUGCUUUCGAUGUACAAAGUAGAUUAGUAUAUACAUUACUGUGAAUGAUUAUAAACAUACAUAUACACAGGCGAAAAAUCGAAUUCAUUUCGGAUGAUCUCGAGUUUCGACCGUCAACGAACGUACAUUUGUCGUUUCUAACGUUUAUGGUGUUGCGAAGCGAAAUAUAAAUUAUAUAAACGAAUAGCUGAACAUUAAAUAAUAUUGAUAACAUUUCGUUUCGUGCGCUACAACUGCCUAUGUGUAAUGUUACGUACGAUAUCGCGAAAGUAACGCAACUCGAAAUCUGUCUAGAUUUAAAUUUUAGCUGGGAUAAAGUCCAGAAUUAAUAUAUUUUUUAUCAGAAGUAACGAUAACAAUACACCUGUGACUUUAUUAUUAAUUUACAAUCGUCAUUUACGAUUCAACGAGGAGAUCAUUUUUUAAUAUCUCUGAUUAAGGUUUCUUAUUUUUCGUACGUGACUUUGAGUAGAACAAGUAGAAUUUUUAAUUUUGUACAGUGUGAAGAGUUGUUCAGCUGAUAACGAUACAUCCUUGCAUCGUUCAGUGUUUCAUCUACGAUAAGUAAAGCAAGUGGCUAUAAUCGAAUACAGUGUCGUAGAUUGAUGUAAAAAUUAUGUAGCGUGGAACUUUUUUAAUUGCGUACAGGAACAGGAAUCCAAACUGUAUUAUAUAACUUUCAUAAUCACUCGUUCGUUUAAAACAAUAUUAAACUAUUUAAGGUAAAUGAGAGACAGAACAAUUAUGUUUAACAAACUUUACAUUAAUUUGAAAUCUAUAUUAAAAAUCUAAAUGUUAUUUAUAAGGAUUAACGUAUACAUUUUAGAAAUCUUCUAGAGCAUUAAACAUUCAAAAAUGUUUCAAAGAAUUAGAUUUAAAAAAAAAAUAAAAUUCAUAUUAAUGAAGAAAUUUUUGUUUUAAAUUUUUAGAAAUGUAACUUUUCUUUCGUAAAAGGUAUUUCUAUUCAAUGCAUAUGACAAAUUGUACUUUUUUUUAUUUAGAAAAUAGAUUGUUGUUCUGACUCUUUUUCUCGUAAAUAAAAUAGAUAGGCUGAUGUAAUAUACACAAAAAUAAACCAGUGUCUUUUGAACGCGUGUAAAAUGCCCUCGAACCACCAGAGUUUAUACAUUUUCAAAUUCAUCAUGCUCUAUGUGCCUUCUUCCGUUUACGCUAAAAGUCGAUAAAAUAUAAUCACUCGUGUCUUCGAAUAGCGUAACUCUUUCGCUACAAAAUAUUAAAAAUCAAAAAUAUCUUUACGAUAAAUACUGCGAAACAUGGUAGAUACUCCGAACCUUCGGUGAAACGAGACUCUUAAUUAAAAGUAAUUCUAAUUCAUAUAUACUAAAACACUUUCAGUGUGUUAAUAUGAACCACUACUAAACGGGCCAAAUUAAGAAUCAUGCAAAUUUACAAAUAUUACAAAGAAAAUGAUACUAAUUUUUGAAAGUAUUCUAUUUAAACAGCGAAAGGGUUAAGUGUGUCGGUGGUAUAAAAAAACCCAAGUUAAACAAAUCUGUACUUAUAUGAAUAAACAUAUAUUUAUGUGGUACUCGUUUAUCCUCCGAAUAUAUUUAUAACAAUAUAUGUAUGUAUGAUAUAACGCAACUUACGUGUGUCGUUUAUAAUAAAAUAAUUGUUUAACAAGAUGUGACCCUUGCUUCCUUAACUUUUUUAAUUCAUACAUUAUACAAAUUAUUAUAACAGAAAGGACAUUUUUCGAAAGAUAAACAUUUAAAAAAAAAAAACGACAUGCUUCUUCAGAGUUAUUGUAAAAAUGGAUAAAAUUUGCCACAUUGAGAAAUAUGUCCUUAGAACUUUCGAUUUCAAUGUUUAAACCGUCUCAUACGUUAAAUAGAAGAAGAGAAAAUACAAACAUAGGUCACGAAAAAAUAACCUACUUAAUGAAUCGCUUACGUACGAAUGCACGCAGAAGAUUUGAAUAAUUUUGUCGAAUAUACACAGACGUUGAAAACGGUAAUAAAACGGUUAAUUUGCAUGUUGCACGGCAGUCGACAUUUAGAAUCGCGAAUAGAAUGUGUUGAGCGUGUACUUUAGUACCGCUUGGUAUUAAUUACAUUUCUUCACGGUUGCAAACAUCUAAAUGCUUAUUUUUACGAAUAUAACUGCAUAAAACAUAUGGUGAUUCAAAAUAUAUUAUUAAUAAUACGUUGCAGAAAUACGAAUAUGGACUCUGUGGGAAUUUAUUAACGAAUUGUAAUGAAGCCAACGUUGCAAAAUUACGUUCCACGCCUGAAAUCGAAGCAUGCAUAUUAAUAAAGAUUGUUUCCCACUCUCUCCGCUCAUGCAGUCGCGUCACGCACGUUCGAGAGA